This is a messenger RNA of Elaeis guineensis (African oil palm), 2676 nucleotides long. RefSeq names its product protein indeterminate-domain 4, chloroplastic. The record is from RefSeq and is a predicted model, not a curated record. Gene Ontology annotation, cellular component: nucleus. Gene Ontology annotation, molecular function: DNA-binding transcription factor activity. Lineage: Eukaryota; Viridiplantae; Streptophyta; Magnoliopsida; Arecales; Arecaceae.
UCAACAGCACCUCCCUCACCACCCCCUUCUCUCUCUCUCUCUCUCUCUCUCUCUCUGUCUCUCAAUUUUACCAAGAUUUUUGUGGGAAUUCUUAUUUGUGGUGCAAAAGGGAGAAGAAUUAGGGAAAAACAGGGGAACACAAAAAAGAGAAUCAGCCAGAGGGAAGAAUGGAAGAAGGAAAAGUAUGACAAGCAGCGGAAAGAAAUCUGCUAACAACCUCUUAGUUCUCUCUCCUUAAUCCCUACAGAAGGGAGGACUGGAAGAAGAAAGAGGAGGAGGAAAGGAAAGGGGGAGGCCUUUUGGAUUGAGGGACGAAGAGUCAGGAAGUAGAGUUUGGAGGCUUUUGGUUAGGGCUGUCUGCUAAGUAUACAGAUCCGCAGACCACACUCUGUGGACUAAGAGUUGGGUGAUCCUUGCCAGAUACCAAAAAACAACAGUAACCAGCGAGGAAGAGUCCAGGAGCAAGAACAGCAUCAAGCUUUGAAAAGGGCGGUGUUGUUCUGCAGCCUUGAUCUAAGAGAUGGCAGCAGCCUCGUCGUCGGCUCCCUUCUUUGGAAUCAGAGAGGAAGAACACCACAACCAACAGCAUCAUCUCCAGCAGCAGCAAUCGUCCUCCACUCCGGCCUCCUCGGCGCCCGCCGCCGCUCAGCCACCAGCUCCUCAGAAGAAGAAGAGGAAUCUCCCAGGAAAUCCAAAUCCAGAUGCGGAGGUGAUAGCACUGUCGCCCAAGACGCUCCUCGCAACAAAUCGGUUCAUCUGCGAGGUCUGCAACAAAGGGUUCCAACGGGAGCAGAACCUGCAGUUGCACCGGCGCGGCCACAACCUGCCAUGGAAGCUGCGGCAGAAGAACCCCAAGGAGCAGCGGCGCCGGGUGUACCUCUGCCCGGAGCCCACCUGCGUCCACCACGACCCGUCGCGUGCCCUCGGCGACCUCACCGGGAUCAAGAAGCACUUCUGCCGCAAGCACGGCGAGAAGAAGUGGAAGUGCGACAAGUGCUCGAAGCGCUACGCCGUGCAGUCGGACUGGAAGGCCCACUCCAAGACCUGCGGCACCCGCGAGUACCGCUGUGACUGUGGCACCCUCUUCUCCAGGCGUGACAGUUUCAUCACUCACAGAGCGUUCUGCGAUGCGUUAGCACAAGAGAGCGCAAGGAUUCCAACGGGCCUGAGCAGCAUUGGCAGCCACUUAUAUGGGAACAGCGGCAUGAGUUUGGGCCUCUCCCAAGUUAAUUCCCAAUUGUCUUCCUUACAAGACCAAAACCACCCAUCCGCCGACCUCCUCCGCCUCGGAGGAAGUGGUGGUGGGGCGCAGUUUGAUCACCUCAAUCCUUCUUCCUUCCGUCAGCCUCAGCCCCCACAUUCCUCUGCCUUCUUUCUUGGUGGUGGCUCAAGCCAAGGCUUCAAUGAUGACCCUCAAUCCACUCAUCCCUUGCUCCAAAGCAAGCCCUUCCAUGGCUUGAUGCAACUCCCUGAUCUCCAAGCCAACAGCAACAAUGCCUCAUCUUCCUCCCCGGCUGCUGCUGCCACAGCUGCCAAUCUUUUCAACCUCAGCUUCUUCUCUAAUGGUGGCAGCACGAGCACCAUGAACAACAACAACAACAACACUGGCAACCAAAACACCAAUCUGCUGAUCCCCGAUCACUUCAACAAUGGGAAUGGAAGUACUGAACCAACGACCCUCUUCUCGGGAAAUCUCGUGAAUGAUCACAUUGGCUCGGGCAUCCCUUCUAUGUAUAACACCUCAAUGCACAAUGAAUCUUCAGUACCUCAGAUGUCGGCAACUGCACUACUUCAGAAGGCUGCCCAAAUGGGUGCGACCACCAGCGGCGGCGGCGGUAGCUCCUUGCUCAGAGGAUUUGGCAGCUCUUUCUUUAGUGGAUCAAAAACCGCUGGUUUCCAUGCCACAUUUAGUGGUGGUGGUGGUGGUGGUUGUGGUGGUGGUGGUGGAGGUGGUGGUGGAGAGAGCUCAAGGUCUCAGGUAGAGAACGAGAACCAUUUCCAAGACCUUAUGAACUCCCUCGCCAAUGGGAACACUGGAAUAUUCAGUGGUGGACAUGAACAACAGACUGGGUUUGGUGGCUUCAAUCCAGGCUUGUGCAACAUGGAUGAUGGCAAGUUGCACCAGAGCCUGCCGCCGGGGGGCAUCGGAGGUUCUGAUAGAUUAACCAGGGACUUUCUUGGGGUGAACAGCAUGGUCAGAAGCAUGGGGGGAGGGAUAUCUCCAAGGGAACAGCAUCUUGGUAUUGACAUAGGCUCCUUGAAUUCAGAAAUGAAGUCUGGUUCCUCAACUCGGUCAUUUGGCGGAGGAAAUCUGUGACAGUAACAAAGAGAUCCAAGAGAGGCAGUAAGAAGGAGGAGUACUUAGUAGGUAAGUGACUCAACUUGAUCAAACUGGUAGAGGAAGUUGUUGUUACCGUAGGGUACGUGGUUGUUUAAUUAGUGUAGCAGGGUCCCGGUAAAUGUAUGUCUCCUUGAUGUCUUAUCUCUCAUUUCUUCUACUUUCUUUAGUUAAAAGUUCUCGGUUAUAGGUAGUCUUUAAACUGGAAACAGGGUUUUGUUUCUUUCUUCCUUUUCUCAUCUUUUUCUCCUUCCUUUCUCCUUCUUUAUGAUGCUGUCGCUGCUUGAUAAAAAGUAUGUUGCUCCUUGAAAUUACUAAAUGCUGUUAUGCUUGGGACA